CCCUUACCACCACCAUUGCUUGUUGUCCCCUCACUGCUUGGCACCGACCCCAAAGCACAAGGCACCCCGUGCAAAAACAAAACAAACCCCUUCCGACUCCAACCAACCAGCAACAGCGCAACGCCAUUCGCGUUCCGCGCCAUCGCCAACGUUGGGUUUCUGUUCAACAUCGCACACAGCAACACACCCACCCUCUAGCUUGCUGCUCGCUGCCCAUUUCCUUCCCCCCCCCUCUCCUUCCUGUGCCUCCUGCGCCUUCCCUGGUCUCAGCUUUAUGCGUCAAAGAGGCUAGCGUGCUCACUCGCUUGCGGCAAACGACAAACACCACCGACCCAAGCGUUUCGACGACCACGAGACACAAAGGGCUGAAUCAGUGGCUGUGCUCUCCUUUCACACACGCAGAUUGGUGGCUUGAAACACUGGGCACCCUGCAGCACGAGCUGCAGUGUCGCUGCACCACUUGCACCGCAAAACGACCACCAGCACCCACCGCUCAGCGCCUGCGACUAUGGCGGUGAGAGUCGGUUCUGUCACCCCGCCAGCGCACAAGCACGCCAGGCAACACCACCAGCAAACCUCCCAGACCAACCACCGCUUCCACAACCACCAACACAGCAAAAGAAGAAGAAGACGACAGCAGUCGCCUUGGCGAGCCACGGCGAGCGUGGCGUUUGCAGUUGUCCUGCUGCUUGUAUGCCAGUCCUGCUGCGUCACGGGCGGCCUGCGCCUCGUCAUGCUGAGCCCGGAUGAUGAGGACGGCGGCGGCGCGGCGGACAAACGAGGCAUCAUCAACGACAGCACCAACGUGAACCCAAACGAUGCACGGGAGCAGGCAUGCGACUUGCAGUGCCGCAAUGGCGGCAAAUGCGUUGUCGACGCAUCCACCGUCGGCGGUGGAACAAGAAUAGAGCCGAAACAGACGUGUCAAUGCCUCGAGGGCUACCACGGCAGCCGCUGUGAACUCUUCAAUGUGUUGCAGGAGGAUUUUCACGUCGGCCCGCAAGGCUAUCUCAACGGCUUGUAUCAGGAGUGCGUGAGUGGCUGGUCUGUCAGCAUCAUCCGCAGCAUGGGCGGAUUUUCCUUGCCCACCAUCGGCGCAACCGGUCGCGCCUCUUCCUACAGGCCAGACGCCACAUUCCUCCAAGUGUCUGGCGUGUAUGAAGCCGCCUGGGUGUCGCCCCAUUUGGACAUGACUUACUUGCACGAUGCGAAGGUGUCUGUGGACGUGGAGGCCAAUUCGUUCUUCAUCACGCACCGCAGCCGCGUCGCCAUCAAGUACGCGAGCGAUGUGCUUCCAAGCUCCGCGCCGCUCGACGCAUGGCUUACAGCGCAGACUUCCGUCAGCUCCCAGCCAACAGCGGACGGGCUGUUUCGCGUGGACGCCACAAUCCCUGCGACAGCAACGCACGUGGCGGUGGUGAUUUCGCUCCAGGACCAGGCCUCGUUCAUGCGUGUGCGCACAGUCACUGUCUCGGGGGAGAGGAAGGAUAGCAUGGUCUGGCUCGAAACGUUCGAAGGGCUGGAAGGCGUCGGUGUGUCCGGCACCACGUACAUGUUUCCGCCGUCCUGGUACAACGGACCACAUCUCCGCUGGUUCAUCGCUCCAGAAUCAAAACCAUACACGGCGCUCCCCCUCUCCUACAUGCUCGUGCGUCAAACACACGCGCGCAGCACAAACGCAGACGUCACUGCACAGAUACCACUGGCCAUGGAGACGGCUGCCCUGCCGACUGCAAUGUCGUGGACGACGGACAAAAUUGACAUUUCCGCGUAUUCGUCUGCGCGCGUGUCGCUUUGGGCGGAAUCGGAUCGUUUCUCCAUUGAAGCAACAGACUUCAUCUCUGUUGCUGUCUGGACGCCCGAAUCGAAUCAGUGGCAGCCGAUUGCGCACAUCACAGGCACAAACUCCGACUACAACGAAUACUCCUGCCUCAACUACUGCAAGGGCACGUGCCUCUGCAAUCGUUUGACGAUCACUUCCCCGCCCAUCUCCGGGUCAUCGCUGCGGAUUCAAGUGAUUGUCAGCGCGGGAGAUAUCGACGACGUCAUUCGCUUUGGGCAGGUCAUGGUGUCUGCCGUGCCAGCCGACCAUCCACGCCCGCCGCCACAAUCAACAUCGUCAUCAUCAUCACCAGCAUCAUCUUCAUCACCAGCAUCGUCAUCAUCGUCGUCAUCAUCAUCAUCAUCAUCAUCAGCGUCCCAGCAGUCAACAGUGUCCACAACAUCAACAUCGCCAGCGGCCGCGUCUUCGCCGACUGAUGGAGGCAAGCACCCAUCAACGACCGUCACGUCCACGAACGCCAACAAGCAGAGCAGCAGCAGUGCCAGUGUCAUUAUCUCUUCCACUGCCACCCAAGUCAUGGGUUCAACGACGACAACGCCACACGCGAUCGUGCAUUCAUCUUCGUCGUUGGCAUCAACAACGCCCACCGCCGGGCCAUCACCAACCACUGCAGCAACGAUGAAGGUCACAGCAACGACUGCAACAGCCGCCACAACCAUGACACCACCAACCAUACCCACAACGACGACAGCGACAACGACCACGCCAGUUGACGCAGCCUUCACACCAGUUGUGGUCGUGUUCCCUGGUGGUCGGGCCAUGCUGGAAGCAGCAACGGGCGCACACAUCGCCAACACCGCGUUUGUGGACCCAACUAGCGAGGAUGCUGGCAGUGGUGGCGAGCCGCGUCAUGGUGGCGCGCUCGCCAUGUUUGCCGCGGCGGUUGAAGUGCACCUGGAAGCGGCUGGAUUUUCCAUCCCAAGUGAUUUGCACGUGCACCGCGUUGAUGGCGACGAGGCGCUCACCACCACCAUCUGGUGCAGCGCUAACAGCAGCAGUGCCAGUCAUGGCGGUGGCAGCAGCAGCAGUUUCAGCAGCAGUACCAAUGGUAAUGUCAGUGGCGAUUCCAGCAGGCCAGUUGCGGAGCGCGUGCAAGCGCUGCGCGACAAGGGACAGCUGCGUGUUGUCGUUUACGGCAUGGAUUUCGUUGGCGAGGCACCACCACCAUCACCGCCACCACCCCUGUCCACGAAAUCAGCGUCUGUUGCCUCGUCAGGCUCCACCACCACCACAGGGGUCCCCACGACAGGGACACACAUGCCGCAUACUACCACCGCCCACACCAGCACCGACACAGCGCCAGCAGCAUCCACCGUCUCGACAACCACGCAUCGACAUGCCACAAACGGGGGCGGCGGCGGUUCACAGCCAACUGGCAGCGGCAGCAGCAGCACGAGCAGUCACCCUCCACCUGGCGUUGGUGAUACUCACACCACCGCCACUCAAGUCUCCUCACACCCAUCAAGAGACACGACUCCAAGCAGCGGACUACCGCCCGGUGUCAUUGCCGCCGCUGCUAUGGUUGUGAUCUUUGUGCUUGGUCUUGCUGGCCUCUUCAUGUACGACAAGUUCCUCAAGCGGGCGCGUAUGCGCAUGGUGGUGCACUUGAUCGACGACCAACACAACAACGUGUUCAUUGGCGACAACAACAACAACAACAAUGACAACAACGACGACAACGGUGCUGCUGGACUGCCUGCAAUUCCUGAAGAGGAAGUGCGAGCGUUUGACCAUCCCGAUUUCGAUGAAGACAUUGAUGGUGGUGACGACGAUGACUAUGUCCAUGAUCACCAUUAUCACCAUGAGGUUGAUGCUGCUGACGAUGAUGUUGUUGUUGACGCUGGCGUCGGUGAUAGUGCGAAGGCCAGCGAUGGCGGUGCUGCUGACAAUGGUGCCCGUGGCAGCGAUGGGCGCAACAAAGCGCAACACGUAGUGGUGCCCGUGAGCACCAGUGAGCUGUCGUUGCACACGUCGCACGACGAUGACGAUGAUGAGGACGAUGAGGGCGCGCGUGGUAGUGAUCAUGGUAGAUGUGCCAGUGACCACGCCAAAGGUGCAUGCGUGGACUUUACCGGUGUGUACGAUGAGGUCGAAUACACGUAUCCAAGCGAUGCCCAUACCUCUCGCGUGCGCCGCUACACCCACGACACGACAACAGCAACACCUACACCAACACCUACACCAACUGCAGCAACAGGACACCCGCGCAGCGUCCGCUCGCUUCGUACCGGCGCUGGCGCCAACUCGAGCCAUGCGUGAUGCAAUCACAAACUCUGGAGUGCUUUCAUGGGUAGCCAGUGCUGUUGCACGAACCUCACGGUAUCACAGGCCUUGUCCUGUUCCCUCCUUCGCCUGUAAAUCCUCACACACAUUCAUACACAGGCCUCAUGCUUAGAGUUUGUCCAUACGCCUUUCCUUCCCCUUGCCUUGUUUGGCCUCGUGUAUUUCUUGAUAGCUGCACGAUGUCAGCACUUUUUAAUUGCACCACUGUUGCGCUUGUUAUUGGGACAAUGUUCGCCAUUUCAUGGUUUGUUCUUUUUUGUUUUCUUGUUUGCUUGUGUCAUGGCACGUUGUUCUUUCCGUGCUGUAUGACGUGCAUCGUGCUGUUGUCUUUCUUCUUGAUACGUGUUCUAUUCGCUCUUACAUGCACGCAUGCGUCGUUGCCCGCGCCCUUCUUGACUUUGUCGCAUUAAUACGUUGCUUUCUUCCCAGCUACAGUCUGCUUAUGCAGAUGCUUGCAGUCUUGUUUUCGCUGAUCAGUGCGAUGUGUGACUGGCAUGUGUCCUUCCACGUCACCGAUGCCGAUUUUCACUGGCAUUCAUCGCUCUGGAACGAAUCGAAUGCAGUGAACUGUAGCUUACUUGCUCCUGCCCUGUUCACACAAGCCAUGCCUUGCGCCGCGGUGUUGUUAGCGUUGUCCUUGGCCACGUCUCCUUCUCUCUCUCGUGUCAUGCGCUCUGAGCGACUGCUGUUAUCCCCGUUCCCGUGCUCGCUUCGAUUGAACAAUUGACUUGGA
Messenger RNA from Salpingoeca rosetta, 4859 nucleotides. RefSeq lists its product as uncharacterized. The transcript is spliced from 11 exons. Gene Ontology annotation, molecular function: DNA binding. The coding region runs from base 509 to 4102 and encodes 1197 amino acids. NCBI's taxonomy places the organism in Eukaryota, Choanoflagellata, Craspedida, Salpingoecidae. The record is from RefSeq and is a predicted model, not a curated record.